AUGGAAUUGUCACCCUCUUUGAAAAAACUAUGCCCUUUCUGUGAUAAACAAGUGGAUACAAUAAAUUAUAUCGAACAUAUAUCAUCGCAUCAAGAUACAGAUCCACAAUUGACAAAUAAUGGAACUGAUACAGAAAAAAAAGAAGAUUGUGAACCAUCAUUAAUGUUGCAAACUGGUGAAUGUUCAAAAUGUUUAAAACAAAUAAGUAGUGAUUUGAUUCGUUUAUUUCCAUGUAAUCAUUCAUUUUGUAUUAAAUGUAUUAGUAGAAUGGCUCAGGAUGGUUUAAAAGCUCAAAAAAAGCUAACAUGUCUUAUUGAUACAUGUUCUUAUCAAUUAAAAAAACGAGAUAUUAAACGUCUUCCAAUUGAACAACGAUAUUGUGUUCAACUAUUACGAUUACUAUCCGAAGAACGUAUUCAAUGUCAAAAAUGUUUAUUUUAUUUUUCGGAUGAACAAAUUGAUGAACAUGAAGAAAUAUGUUCAGGUCGUGAUUCACUCAUACCGUGUGAAAAAUGUUCAUGUACGUAAUUUAUUUCAUUACAUAAUUAGAAUAUUUACCAACAGGAUGUAUCAAAUGUAAGAUUUCCAAUUGUGUUUAGUCACCAUGGUGGUAGACAGUCUUUUGUUGAAGAAGUGAAACAUUUGCGUGCGUAUACCGAUGUCGAACAAUCGGAAUUUAAUGGAUGUCUGCCGAUUAUUUUUAUAGACAGCUCAUUAAUUAUGAGUGUCCUAAACUAGCUUCUUAUAAUAGUUCGCAUACUCUUACAGCCUGUCUGAUCAAUUACUUUCAAGAUAAGCGUGAUAUUUGUUGUACUCAUAAAAAGGUUCGACAAAACAGAAAAUCUAACGGACCAUGUCAAAACUUUGGAUGGGAAUGUGUCUGUUUCUCCAUCCUAAUCGAAACCUCUAUUCCACAGUGGGCAAUCAAGUGGACAUUAGGCGAAAAAAUGAAAGUGAACUUUUUUCAAGAUUCAAAUAGCAGGUCAUAUACUUCAGGUUACGCUUUAUUUAAAUGACAUUAGAAGUUUGCUUCCAAGUGCCACAGUUAGUGAGAAAAUCGGUGCGAAAGUUUUUGUUGCAAAACAGACUGAUGAACAGAGGAAAAUUAUUUUUGGCGAAGCAGAAUAUGAUAGUUAUAAAAAUCAUAUACAGUUUGAAACCAGAGCUUUCACUCUAUCUGUUCGUAAAAAUUUGUUUUUUGUGAGACGCUCUGGAACCGGAAAAAUAAUUUUUCUUUCUGCACUAGGUGUUUUCCGAAGUGCGAACUUCAGUAUAGUGGGAUUGCCAUUUUUUUCCAAGCUCUAAAUUGAACGAAACUUUCAGAGAAUAUUCUUCUACUAACGAUACAUUUAUGCUGUUAGCACAAAUGAACGCAAAUGUUGCUGGACCGCAUUAUAAGUUUUUAAGGUAAAUUCGACUUUUCUCGUUUCCGAAACAGCUGUAUUAAAAAAAUAAUAACAUAUUCUUAAUCAGCGCACAAAACUGCGUCAAGUGACAAAAUUGUACAAAAUUUUUUAGAUAUGCUCUUUCCAAUGGUGUGGUUUACAAAGUUCACAAGUAUUUUUAUGUAGGUUUUCCGGAGAUCCGGGUCUCUAGAAAACCUAGAAAAUACAUUUUUGAACUCUGUAAACCCCACUAUUGAAAAAGCAUAUCUAAAAACCUAUAAAAACAGCAUUUGCAGUCUUUUGCACUGCUUCUAAAGUAUAUGUCCACUUGCCUAGCCAAAGUUGUCCACUGUAUGUUCCCGUAAUAUCUCAAUUUAACCAUUUUUUUAAUUAAAAUACAGAUAGUUUCUGUUCGAAGGAGUUAAUAAAUCUUUUCUCGUAUCAUAAUAUGGUGGCAGGUGGUAGUACCUAUUAUGUCUUCUUCCUCCUUAAAAAAAACUAUAAGUGUUUGACGAACGACAAUCAUUUUUAAUAUUUUUUGAUUAUUUUUAAGAAAAAUAACCAUAACUUAUCGAAGAAAUAUCUUUUUUACUUAAAAUUUUCGGAAAAUAAUCUUUAACACUUGUAUUCACAAAUUUUGUAUGCACAAAUUAUUCACACAAAAUUGUCAAAUUAAACAGAUCCGAUUUUAGGUCAGAAUGUGGAUGAGUAACAAUAAAAAAUUUAAUUUAAAAAUUGAUUAAUCUUAAUCUUCUUUGACUAGAAACUAUUUGUGUUUUAGUAAAAAAUAGCUAUAAUGGUUGUUGAGUCACAUAAAAAUACAUCCUGUUGACGAGUACUGUAUGUAUUUGACAUACUAGAUGUCAGAAGGGUGCCGGGAGAAAGUGUCUGUUUUAGUAGCAUGGCAAUAAGUUUUUACCGUUGGCACAUGACGAGCGCUAAAGAUAUGAACGCGACGUUAUUCGAUGCAGAAAUGUUCGCUCUAUACAUCUGUUCACUUAGUUUCUUCAAUGGACGUUUAUUUAAAAAAUUAUAGCUAUGAGACCACGGGGCAAUUCCCGUGGAAAUUCUCCGCCUCAUCCCAUGGGGGUUGCCCCGUGGUCUCAUAGCUAUAAUUUUUUAAAUAAACGUCCAUUGAAGAAACUAAGUGAACAGAUGUAUAGAGCG
This is a messenger RNA of Didymodactylos carnosus, 2552 nucleotides long. The record is from the annotation of a GenBank genome assembly. Lineage: Eukaryota; Metazoa; Rotifera; Eurotatoria; Philodinida; Philodinidae.